AUGGAAUCGCGGAGAAUUUGGUACAACUUACUUUGGAGCUUUUGCCUUAUUUUUGUGGUUCUUAACUCACAUCACGUGCUUGGAAAGAAAGGAAAGAAGUCGCAUUCAAAGAGGAAGCCAUCUUGGAAAGCGCCCAGACCUCACAUUAUUAUGAUUGUCGCUGAUGAUCUGGGCUGGGAUGACGUCAGUUUUCACGGCUCUCGCCAGAUCCCAACUCCUCAUAUGGACAAACUGGCCAAUGACGGAGUGAUUCUAAACAGUUAUUACGUAUCACCAAUUUGUACUCCUACCCGGUCCUCUAUCAUGACUGGAAAACACCCGGUCAACUUAGAUAAAUCUACUCGCGGAAUCAAAUCUGAAGGAGAAGAAACGGUGUUAAAGGAGCCAUUUGUUCGACAUCGUAAUUUUGCCAGCUAUUUUUUUUCAACAAGACCUACUAAAGAUGGGAAAACAAUUUUUUUCUAUCAGUGGCAUUUAGGAUUUUUUGAAAAGGAAUACACUCCAACUUAUCGCGGAUUUGAGUCUUUCUAUGGAUUUUGGAAUGGAAAAGAAGAUUUUUGGGACCACACCUCACUCGAAGAUGUAUGGGGGACAGAUCUACGAAAUAACAUGAAGCCCGUCAAGAACGAGAGUGGCCAUUAUGGAACAGAAUUAUUCACAGAAGUGGCUGAGCGAAUCAUUGAUACUCACAACAAAUCCGAGCCGCUGUAUUUGUAUUUUGCGCAUCAAGCUGUUCAUUCGGGAAAUCCAAAGGACCCUUUGCAAGCUCCAAAGAGAGUGCUGGACAAAUUUCAGCAUUUUUCAAAGGAAGACAGAAGAAUUUAUGCUGCCAUGGUGGCGUCUUUAGACGAGUCCAUUGGAAAUGUAACUAAAGCUCUCAAGAGAAAUGCAAUGUUUGAUAACUCUGUGAUCGUUUUCACGACAGACAAUGGAGGCGCUCCAUGGGGAUUUAACUGGAACGCGGGAUGUAAUUACCCACUCAGAGGAGGCAAGGACACACUCUGGGAGGGAGGAGUCCGUGGAGUUGGUUUCGUUCACAGCAAGCUCAUCGAAAACAAAGGCCGUGUUAGCUAUGAUUUGAUUGACGUCACAGAUUGGUUACCAACCUUCUAUCAUCUGGCCGGAGGUGACGUCACUAAAAUACAAGAUAAGAUUGACGGUAUGAAUGUGUGGGACACCAUUGCAAAUGGGAAGAAAUCUCCGCGCACGGAGGUUCUCCACAACAUCGAUCCCUUUCGCCGAUUUGCAGCCAUUCGAGUGAAAGAAUACAAGUUAGUCGUGAAUCAAGACGCUGAUUACAAAAUCACUUGGCUUCCGAGGUAUAAUGUCCCUGGGGAACUGGACUCUCUUCCCCAGCCCUCUACCUUACCUGGCGCGGUUAUUGAAUGUGGAAAAUGGGACAGUGAAGAAGAGGCUGCAUGUAAAAGUGAUGUUUUUCCUUGUUUGUUUAACGUGAAAGAAGAUCCGUGUGAGUACAACAAUAUUGCUCAAUCCAACCUUGAUACAGUAAAACGUCUUAUUUUAAGACUUCUUCAUUAUCACAAAAAGGCCGUUCCUAUAUGGUUCCCGGAGAGGGAUUGCGAUGCGGACCCAGAAAAUCAUGACGGGUUUUGGGGCCCUUGGAGGUCUUCAGAAGCUAACAAGGCUAUUUUGAAAGAAGUAAUCGAGAGCAUACCGUCAGUUAAUGAAGAGAAGCAUUCUAAACGUAAAAAGAUUGCAAUCGAUAAGACAGAACUUGAUGAAGAGUCUUUAAGUUUAUAUAAUGAACAGAGCAAGGAAUUUGAAAGUAUGUUAAAAAAUUACCUCAACGAAGUUGAUAAACGUAAAAGGAGUGAGACUUCUCCACAGAGAAGUGGCAAAAUGAAUUAGUGCUGCGUUCAAGAAUUUUGGUUUACUGUGAGUACAAAAUAUGAGAACGCAGUAAUUUUCAAUUGAGUGUCAAAUUAAUCUGAGAUUACUUUUAGUUUCGCUCUACUAUGCCCUGUGAUUGGUCCAGAAAACUCGCGCCACU
Molecule: messenger RNA, 2011 nt
Organism: Pocillopora damicornis (cauliflower coral)
Lineage: Eukaryota; Metazoa; Cnidaria; Anthozoa; Scleractinia; Pocilloporidae
Product: arylsulfatase B
Molecular function (GO): sulfuric ester hydrolase activity
Source: RefSeq, a predicted model, not a curated record